This is a messenger RNA of Anas platyrhynchos (mallard), 7278 nucleotides long. RefSeq names its product neurotrophic receptor tyrosine kinase 3 (gene NTRK3). Lineage: Eukaryota; Metazoa; Chordata; Aves; Anseriformes; Anatidae. Gene Ontology annotation, cellular component: signaling receptor complex; axon; plasma membrane. The record is from RefSeq and is a predicted model, not a curated record. Gene Ontology annotation, biological process: cell surface receptor protein tyrosine kinase signaling pathway; protein phosphorylation; multicellular organism development. Gene Ontology annotation, molecular function: transmembrane receptor protein tyrosine kinase activity; neurotrophin binding; ATP binding.
UUUUUUUUUUUUUUUGCAGGUGUGUCAAUUUUAAUUCUGCCCAGUAGGUGGGACUUGGUGACUUUCGCACCGUUUGCCUUAUUUAUUUAUUUCCCCGGCUGCCUCCCCAGCCUCCGUUGCGAUCCUCCGGAGCGGCGGGCGGGCGGCCGGGCCAGCAUGCAUCCCCGCCCGCUGCCGCUGCCCUAGCGGGAAUUACAGCCUCUCCGAGCCAGCUGCCAGCAUGAUUUCAUCUGCUGGAGGAUUUUUGCAUCUGAUCGCUUGAGGUUUUUUUGUUGUUGUGCGUUUUUUUUUUUUUUUUUUUUUUUUUUUUUUGCCUCCCUCCGUCUUUGUUUCCUUCCCCCCUUUCCCCCCCUUCCCCUCCCUCCAUCCCCCCUUUCCUCCUCCUCCUCUUUUUUAGCAGCAGCAAUCGGAGAUGGAUGUCUCUCUUUGCCCUACCAAGUGCACUUUCUGGAGGGUAUUUUUGCUCUGGAGCAUUUGGGGAGACUAUCUGCUUUCGGUGCUGGCUUGCCCUGCUAAUUGUCUUUGCAGCAAGACAGACAUCAAUUGCAAGAAGCUGGAUGAUGGGAACCUCUUCCCUCUCUUGGAAGGGCAGGAUUCAGGCAGCAGCAAUGGCAACACGAGCAUCAACAUCACGGACAUCUCAAGGAACAUCACUUCGAUACACAUAGAGAACUGGAAGAACUUGCAGACGCUGAACGCCGUAGACAUGGAGCUGUACACGGGACUCCAGAGGCUGACAAUCAGGAACUCAGGACUACGAAAUAUCCAGCCCCGGGCCUUCGCGAAGAACCCUCACCUGCGCUACAUAGACCUCUCUGGUAACCGGCUCACCACCCUGUCAUGGCAACUCUUCCAGACGCUGCGGCUCUUCGAACUGAGACUAGAGAGGAACCUCUUUAACUGCAGCUGCGACAUCCGCUGGAUCCAGCUCUGGCAGGAGAAGGGCGAGGCCAACCUGCAGUCCCAGGAGCUCUACUGCAUGAACAUGGACACAGCAGUCAUCCCUUUGCAGGAGAUGAACAUCACCCAGUGCGACCUCCCGGAGAUCAGCGUGAGCCACGUGAACCUGACGGUGCGGGAAGGGGAGAACGCUGUCAUCACCUGCAAUGGCUCGGGCUCACCACUGCCCGACGUCGACUGGACGGUGGCGGAUCUCCACUCCAUCAACACGCACCAGACCAACCUCAACUGGACCAACGUUCACGCCAUCAAUCUGACCUUGGUGAAUGUCACCAGUGAGGACAACGGGUUCCUGCUUACCUGCAUCGCUGAGAACGUGGUGGGGAUGAGCAAUGCCAGCGUGCUGCUCACCGUCUACUAUCCCCCCCGCAUCCUAACCCUGGAGGAGCCGGUGCUGCACCUGGAGCACUGCAUUGCAUUCGCAGUGCAUGGGAAUCCAGCUCCCACCCUCCACUGGCUGCACAACGGCCAGGUCCUCCGGGAGACGGAGAUCAUCCACAUGGAGUUCUACCAGCAAGGGGAGGUCUCGGAGGGUUGCCUGCUCUUCAACAAGCCCACUCACUACAACAAUGGCAACUACACCAUUGUGGCCACCAACCAGCUGGGUUCAGCCAACCAAACCAUCAAGGGACAUUUCCUUGAAAAGCCUUUUCCAGAGAGCACGGACAACUUUGUCUCAAUCGGUGAUUACGAAGUGAGUCCCACCCCACCCAUCACUGUGACCCACAAACCAGAGGAGGACACUUUUGGGGUUUCCAUAGCGGUUGGGCUGGCGGCUUUUGCUUGUGUCCUCUUGGUGGUCCUCUUUAUUAUGAUCAACAAGUAUGGCCGGCGGUCCAAGUUCGGGAUGAAAGGUCCCGUGGCAGUGAUCAGCGGCGAGGAGGAUUCGGCCAGUCCCCUCCACCACAUCAACCACGGCAUCACGACGCCCUCGUCCCUGGAUGCUGGCCCGGACACAGUGGUGAUCGGCAUGACCCGCAUUCCUGUCAUCGAGAACCCCCAGUACUUCCGACAAGGUCACAACUGCCACAAGCCAGACACGUAUGUCCAGCAUAUUAAGAGGAGAGACAUCGUUUUGAAGAGGGAGCUGGGAGAAGGUGCCUUUGGGAAGGUGUUCUUGGCCGAGUGUUACAACCUCAGCCCCACCAAUGACAAAAUGCUGGUGGCAGUGAAGGCGCUGAAAGACCCCACCUUGGCAGCCCGCAAGGAUUUCCAGAGGGAGGCAGAGCUGCUCACCAACCUGCAGCACGAGCACAUCGUCAAGUUUUACGGCGUGUGUGGUGACGGCGACCCGCUCAUCAUGGUCUUCGAGUACAUGAAGCACGGGGACCUGAACAAGUUCCUGAGGGCACAUGGCCCAGAUGCUAUGAUCCUCGUGGACGGGCAGCCUCGACAAGCCAAAGGGGAGCUAGGGCUAUCCCAGAUGCUCCACAUCGCUAGCCAGAUCGCCUCUGGAAUGGUGUACCUUGCCUCCCAGCACUUUGUCCACAGAGACCUGGCCACCAGGAACUGCUUGGUCGGAGCCAACCUGCUGGUGAAGAUUGGAGACUUUGGGAUGUCAAGAGAUGUCUACAGCACUGAUUACUACAGGGAAGGGCCGCGUCCGAAGGGCCAGUUCAGCGCAGCGUGGCAGCGACAGAGACUGGCACCGCCGGCAGCUGCAACAGUUGGAGGACACACCAUGCUGCCCAUCCGCUGGAUGCCUCCGGAGAGCAUCAUGUACAGGAAGUUCACGACGGAGAGCGACGUCUGGAGCUUCGGGGUGAUCCUCUGGGAGAUCUUCACGUACGGGAAGCAGCCCUGGUUCCAGCUCUCAAACACAGAGGUCAUUGAGUGCAUUACCCAAGGCCGAGUUUUGGAAAGACCUCGAGUCUGCCCCAAGGAGGUUUAUGACAUCAUGUUGGGCUGCUGGCAGAGAGAACCUCAGCAACGGCUCAACAUCAAGGAGAUCUACAAGAUCCUUCAUGCUCUGGGCAAGGCCACACCAAUCUACCUGGACAUCCUUGGCUAGCAGUGGCCACUUGUCAAAAGUCCCUGCUCCUUUCUUCCGUCCUUCCUUCCCUCUCCCCCUCCCCAGUCCUUUGCCCCUCAGCUCCCAAGCAAACAUCUUCAUAUAAACUCAAGUGCCUGCUACACAUACAACACUGAAAACAAAACAAAACAAAACAGAAAGCAAAACAACAAAAAUCCCACAAAAAAAUGACCUGUAAGGCAGUUUGGCUUAUAUAUAUUUAUAGAUAUCUCUCUAUAUAUAAAUUCCACACCAAUACAGAAAGAAGCUGCUGUUACAGAAAAAUAAGACUUAAAAAAAAAAGAAACAAAAAUGGGAGAAAAAAAAAAGUAAUUAAAUAUAUAUAUAUAAUUAAAAAAAAAAAAAAAAGAAAAGAAAAGAAGAAAGGAGAAGGUAUCUUCCCCCGAGCAAUGAAGCAGUGAAUUGUAACCCUGCUGUGAGUAUGGUUCGGGCUGUUGGGCAGGGCUCUAGUCUGGCUACAGCAGUGAUGCCAGCCUGGGUAGGAGCGCUGGGAGGAAAGCCCUGCCCCGGUUGUAUGAUAUGCACUGAAUGUGUGAAAUCAGUCCUCCCUUUUUGUCCUCGCCUCCCUUCCUCCUUCCCAGCCCACAGGUGAUGGGCGCAAAGCCAGGGCAGUGCCCCUGGAUGAACUCUUUUACCAAGCCCUUUCCUCCUUCUCCAUCCCUCCCUGCCCCUCUCUGCCUUCCUGCCUUUUUUCCUCCCUCCAACAUUUCAGGACAAUUUUUCUAAUUUGCUGAUUCUUAACUGUAUAGACUCAAGGCUUUCAAACACACAGUCAAAGGAUUGUGGCACCUACGGGUAAAACACACGCCGGGAACCAGCUGCCCUCCCACAGACAGCGCGUCGGCCGGACCCAGCCCUCCCUCCCUCUCUGGGGCAGGAGAGCAGUGGCACUGAAGGGACCCCCAGUGGGCUGAGGGGCAUCCUAAAAACCAUUCCUGAUUCAUCCCAACCCAUUCUGGUGUGCGAGACAGGAGUGCUGUUCUUCUCUGCACCUGGCAGAGAUGGGAGGAACAACCCCCCCAACCCCAGCCCUUGCCUUUUCUCCUCACCCUUCACUUUCGUUGAGGCCAUGGGAUUGUUCCCCUCCCUCAGCUGUCCACACCACAGCCGUAUUGGUGUAGACCCUCAGCAGACAGGGUUUGCAUCCCCUGUUUCAUGCACGGGGGAAGGCUGCAGUGAGCAGACCAGCUGGGAAUCGCUUGCAUGCCAGCUGAGCGUGCCUAUGGGGUCAGCAUAUCCCAGUGCUCUCCCUCCCUUUCCUCUUCCCUUCCCCAUCCCUGCCCCAUGCCUCAGUCCAAGCCUUAGGCACAAGCCAGCAGGGGCAAGGGAGGGGGACAAGGCUUGUGAGAUGGCUGGGAACCUACCAACACCUGCCUGCGGCCCCCUUGCCAUUCUCCUCACGUCCCCAUCCCCUGAAAGGAUUGAUGCAUCUGCCUUUGAGCUGUUGUGAAAUGCAGAGGCUGAAGAAUAGCUCCACAGGCAGCCCCGGGAGGAGGGGGGAAGGAAGGGAAGGUGCCUUCAGGAGCAGACAGCUCAGCGGAUGGCCGCAGUGGCCAGCCUUGCAUCUCAAUGAGGAUAAAGGGCUGACAGCAGCGACAGGGGGUGCUGGGGACAGCCAGGGAGAGACAGCAGCAUCCUCCCAACAGCCCACCUCCCUGGAGCAGGAAAUUAUCCCUAUCUGGGGAACGGCUGAGUCAGACGCUGAAUCCUGCCCAUCCAGACUGGGCUGAGAAAACAAAACCUUCCUGGGUUGCUUUUUUAUUUUUCCUCCAGUAGUGGAGGAUGAGGGGGAACCUCAGCUUGGCAGCCGCUCUCAGGAGGCAGGGAGCGGACGCCACAGGCAUUGUCAAGGCAAUUUUGAGAAGGCGACAAUCGCCAGCACAAAAAUAGCCUGCUCGGAUGUGGUGCUUGUCUGGAAGGGAAUGCAGAUAGGGGAAGAGGAGACGGAGAAGGGAUUUUGACUCCUUCCCAAAGCCAGAGUGGUGUUCAGGGCCAGGAUGCAAGAGGAGAUGGGUGAGACUGGCUGAGACCUGGUUAUGGCCAGCUACUGAAAGGGAAGGCUUUGCAUCCUCUCCUCAUCCUCCUCGUCUCUUGCCCUUCUCUACCUCCCACUCAUGGCUCUGACCUUAUGGUUUCAAAUGAGGCAGGAGACAAUUCUCCAAGGAAGUUUGUGGUGGCAGCAGUGUCCAUGGGUUCAGUCUGUGCUUGGGUGAGGGGAUGGGUGGCAGUAACCAUAUGGGAAUAAGGACACAGCCUUUUCCUCACCCGCCAGCUAAGGUUCAUCUUUGGAAGUGAAAAAAACUGGUUGAAGGGUUGCUAGCCCUGGCAUGGCUCUCUUUGUAUGCAGGCUGCUUGGCUGACAGGACUGGAGAGUGUACGCAGGGAGAACAAGUGGUGGCUGCUCAUAGCCCAGUGCCUCCAAAAGGAAUCCCUUCCCUGGGGCUGCCUGCCCCAUGCCCCAAAAGUCCUCCUGCUCUCGUGGCUUCCAGGCACAGUGCUGGCCUGUGCCAGCCCACCAUUUUGUCCGCCCUCCUCCCUGGCUCUCAUUUCUCUUUUUACCACUUUCAUGGGCAAUUACACAACAAAUUACCUAAAGACACUGUGUUCUCAUAGCCGUUAUUCCCCUAGAACCAUUAUGCAUAACAGCUAUAUCUUCCUUUCCUCCUUCUUUCCUCCUUCCUCUCCUCCCCACCACCACCGCCCUGUCCCUUGUGCCAGCUAUGUGUAUGGUCACGACAGUGAGGCGAGCACAGGAGCUGAGCAUCUCACCAGGCUUCGGGGCCACGUGGUGAGGAAUAAGUCUGUGAGAGGCAAGGGGAUGGGCCCCCAGAAGAUGUGAACUGGCUCAGACCAAGGUUCAGGCUGUCUGCUUUGCUGUUAGCCCCACCGAGUGCAGUGACUGCCUCAGAAAAAAGCCCUUUUGUCAAAGCCAGUUGUGAGCAAUUGCUCAGAAGAGCAGGACAAGCUGCGGUGACAUCUCCCUGUCUGCUGCUGCUUCCCUGUGCCCCUUGGCCUGGUGGUGCUGGAUGGAGGUUUGUUGGCGGGGAAGAAGGGGCUGUGUUGUAUUUUGGAGAUGCGAUUGAAACUGCUGCAUCCCUUUUCGGUAUGACAGGCCUGGUCAGGAGGGGAAGAGAGGCCUGGUUUUGGAGGGGAAGAGAGAAAGCAUCUGUGCUGAGUUCCUGGUGAACACCCCGAGACCUCAUUUCCAGAAGAACCUUCCCUGGGCCAGAAGAGGAGCAACCCAUCAGCAUGGAUGGUGGCGCCUUCCCUGUGGGACGAGGGGCUCUUGAGGGGAUCCUGCCACUGCCCCACUGCAUGUGAAGGGAGGAGGAAGAGCAGAUCUGGGGGAAACCCUUGUGGAGUGCCAUAAGUCUCAGUGUGGGAAACAUUUGGAGGCAAAGAGAAAUGAGUUUGUGCUCCUUCUCCAUUUCCAAGAUAGCGACAUCCCAUUGCCCCAGCCUCUGCUAGGAGGGGAGAGCAAUCCCUGUGGCAUGGGAGCACCAACAGGUCUCAUCCAGGUCCAGGGCAGGCCAGGCCUUGUUCCCAGCACCUGACCUCAACCAUUCUGCUCCUGAGCACUGCAAACGUGAGCACCAACUCAGUCCCUUAAGGGUGUCACUGAUGUGAUGCUGUCCCGGUGGGGAAGGCACUAUUUAGUGCAUGGUACAGAUGGCAAUCUGAUGCCAGGGCUGCAAAGUGUGGGCAGUAAAUUUGGCUCCAGCCUUACGGGCUCAUCAGUGGCCUGUCUUGUCUUUCCCAGCCAUUAUUUUUCCUUCCAUCAUGGUCUGGCAGGUUCCAAGAUGAAAGCUGAAAUGUGGCUAAAAGGGAAGACUUGCAACGAUCUGACAGAUUGGAAGCCCACCCUGUCUCCCACAAAAAAUUGCAUAUUGAUCUAAAUAUCCCUUGAGGCAUGUAUUUUAGGGGUGAAAAAGAGCCUGGGCUGCCUCAUUUCAGGCCUGUGCCUCUGCCCAUGGGGUGUUGAAUUGCAGACAGGUGGCUCUGGGAGCACGUGCUGCACAGACAAAUGUGAAAAGUCUGGAAUGCCUUUGGAGAGGCUGCAUGGUUGAGAGACAUCAUUAGCUUUGAGCCGUCUGCUUGUCCCCAGGAGUGGGCGGAACAAGGUGGUAAAACAUGUGGGGAAAUAAAAAAGCCAAGGAAAGGGAAGGGCUGCUUGUAGAAGGCAAGUGAGGAUCUUGGGUUGGGAAAUUGAGACUGGUUUCGGGAGUGUGGCAUAGAAUUUUAAGUACCACAGUGUAUACAAGCAAAUAAAAAAAAAAAAAGGAAAA